Salvia miltiorrhiza (redroot sage) is the source of this 1730-nucleotide messenger RNA. RefSeq names its product replication protein A 70 kDa DNA-binding subunit D-like. The record is from RefSeq and is a predicted model, not a curated record. NCBI's taxonomy places the organism in Eukaryota, Viridiplantae, Streptophyta, Magnoliopsida, Lamiales, Lamiaceae. The transcript has 7 exons. Bases 1 to 573 code for a protein of 190 amino acids.
AUGAGUGCAGAUGAUAUCAUCUCCAGAGAAGAACAAGCUAAUGGAGAGGUUAGACAAGUUGAUGGGCGAUAUCCUAGCAUACAUCCUGAAAAAGAAUUGAUUCUCAAAAAGUACACUGUUGUGACCGAAACAUUUGAUAGUAUUGAUAUGAAGAUACAAUACAAUUUUGUUGAGUUCAAGGAUAUAGAAUCAAAGUUUGACAAAAAAGAAGAUUUCGAUGUCUUUGGAACUUUGGUACGAGUUGAAAAUAGUAAAAUGGUACCAAUGAAAACCACAUCGGGUGCACAUUCAAAAACAGUGAGAGACAUAACUAUCGUAAACAAAGAGAAUCAAUUUAUGGAAAUCAGUCUUUGGGAAGAUAUGGCCAUAAAUGAAGGAGAUAAGCUACAAAAAGUUUUAGAGCAAAAUCCAAUUAUUGUCAUCACAAAUGUCGCUGCAAAAAAGUUUUUAGGUGCUUUGCAAUUGCAAAGUACAGUGAGAUCCGUAUUACAAACUUCACCAGAAUGUCCAGAGAUUAAACAUAUGAAGCAAAGAUCCUAUGAAACUUAUGAUCCAUUAAGGAUAACAGCAUAAAAAAUGAUUCAAAAAAUGACAAAUGCAAAGGAAGUGACGUUGAAAGACCUUAAAGAAAAUCAGCAUAUGCUGGUGAAGGAAUCUUACUAUUGUUUUAUGGGAAUAGUUUAAGAGGUCGAAAAUAAAGCAUCAAUAUGGUAUAAUUCCUGUAAAACGUGCUCAACAUCAUGCCCAAAGAAUGCUGAAACUACAAUAUGCAAAAAAUGCAAUGAGGAGGUUGUUGAGACAACACCGAGGUAAAGACAAUAGUACAAACACAUAAAAAUUUUAUACAAAAAUACAUGUCAUUAAUAUUAAUAUUUUUAACGUACAAUUCCACGUUUAGAAUAACCUUAAAUGUCAUACAAGGAGAUUAUGAUGCAAAUAUUACAAUGUUCGAUGAGGUUGCAGCAGUAUAUGUAGGAUGCUCGGUGGAUGAGUAUAUUUCAUCAAUCAGUCACGUAAGUUUUAAUUUUUUUCGUCAAUAGUCGUUUGUCAAAAUAACAAGUACUAUCAAUUUUUAAGAAAUUUACUCAUGAUGAUAAUUUAAAUAUCUAAUUUCCCAGGAUGAAAACGAUUCUGCGUACUAUAGAGGUUUGGCCGCUCCAAAUUCAACAGAAAUACGGUUUAUGACUACUAUAAAGCAUGCAAAACUUGAUGAUAGGGGAAAGCUAAAUCUUAUAGCAAGUGCAAUCCAGAAGAUAGAAUGUGACCCGAUGAAUGCUGUAAUGAAGUCGAUGGUAACUUCAAUUGAAGAAACAAAAGAUCAUGAAGAAGAAAGGGAAGAAAUAGUUAAGAAGGCACCCAAGACAAAACAAAAAAAGGGAAAGAAAAAAAUAGGCAAGAAGGCCAUGUCAAAUGAAGUGGGAGAAAUCAAAACAACAACUAAAAAGACCAAGCAAACUGGAGCGGUGGAGUUACAAGUGCAGCCUCAUGAAGUGCAAGGAAGGGGAAAACGAAAAAUCACAAAAAAAAGUUCUUGAUGAUUAUAUUGACAUUACAAGCGAUGAAGAUGAAGAUGAUGAUGAUUGCACAUUGAAAAAGAUUAUCUCUGAAAACAAAAAUAAGAGAAAGAAAUUUUCUCCACCCAUCAAAGUCAAAGUAGAGAAGAUUUGAUGUGAAUAUAGAUUCACAUUUAAUAGUUUAGACUAAUUAGUAGUUGAUGUAUUUGCUUUUAC